This is a messenger RNA of Symbiodinium sp. CCMP2456, 1095 nucleotides long. The record is from the annotation of a GenBank genome assembly. Lineage: Eukaryota; Dinophyceae; Suessiales; Symbiodiniaceae.
AUGAGCUUUACGAGAUUGCCGGUGCUUUUGCCAAGCUGGCGACUGACCCUCGAGCACCAGGUGCUUCUUCAGUUUAUGAAGAGGCAGAGGCGACACUUGGGAAUGCCGCUGGGCAAGAAUACUGCUGUUGCAACAGUGCCUGUUCGUCGGCUAGAUGCACAUGAAGACUUGUGUGCACGAGUGUUCCAGGCGAUCAGUAAGUGGGAGAGCGGAGCAAUCACAGCUCCGGCCAUAGUGGAAGAAAAGGCGAGGCUGAGACUUGGUCGGGCGCGGGCCCGGAUAGCACUGAACGAUAUGGUCGGCGGCAGCCUUCCGGAGAAGGCAAAGGGAGCCGUCGAGGACUACGACGUUGCUAUCGGAAUCAUGGAGGAUGACUUGCGACGGAAUCCCGACAAGCUCAUGUACAGUUGCUUGGACGACCGAAGCAAAUCCUUGUUCUUUCGGGUCUCGGAUAGAACGCGCGACCAGUGCGGAGUGUCGGAGAAAACAUGGGUGGAGCGAGGUGAAUAUCCGGAUGCCCUGGUCAAGAGGGGCUUGGCGCAAGAGGAGCUCAAGAAUUGGGGGGGCGCAGCGCAAGACUACACGAAGGCGAUUGAUGCCUUGCGGCCCAAAGAUGGAAGGCCUGACAAGGCUAUGAAGGGGGAUGAGGGUGAUGGUCUUGGUAUGAAUCCUUUGAUACUGAACUUCCGCGGGAAUGCCCUCAGCCAGCUGGGCAGAUACGACGAGGCAGUGGAAGACUACCGUGAAGCUACGCAAAUCUUCGACAACGACGGGGAGGUGCGACAGGCCUCCUUCUCCCGUGCCAACGAGGCUCUCGCUCUGUUCGGUGCUGGCAGGGACGCGGAGGCGGAAAAGGUGAUGCAAGUAGUCGUGCGGAACGAUCCCGGCGUCACAGACGCACAUGUUGCUUUGGCGGCCUCGUACUGGUCGCAGCGGAAGAUUGCAGAAGCCGAGUCGCAGUGGAAGUUCGCAUGCGAGAACAUUGACACUGGCUGCCAAUCCUACAAGGAUCUGAAAUGGGUUGCGGAAAUUCGGCGCUGGCCACCGUCGCUGGUGGCCUCGCUCAGAGAUUUCCUCCAGGGCAAGACCAGUUAA